UUCAGCUAAUCGCGGAGCUUCCUGGACGCGGAGACUAUUGCGCUUCCCUGAAUCGAUGUAACCCGCGAGCAGCCGCGGGGGGUGCAAGCGGUGGAUGUUGCUUGUGGGCUUUCUUCACUCUUGUCGAGGCUGCCACGGGCCUGAGUCAGUGUUGCGUCUUUGCUGCGUCUCAGGGCCGAGAGCAAGCCUUUAUUCGAUUGAUCGCACGUUUGGAGCACCGGCGAAGUUGCCGUCCGAAUCUGCCACGUGCUGCAACGAUCCUGGGACCUGGUCAGCCAGGCGACAAAUUGUCCUUGUUGGGAGCGCGGUCCUCCUCCGGAGCGACGUCAACGUCAACAUCCCCUGCAUCCUCGACUAGGACAGCCGUGACAACUGGGGGAGCUGGAAAACAAGAACGGCGGCGCGACGAAGCGGCGACUCCCACAACCAGUGGCGCGAGCAGUUGGGAUACAGAAGAGAUCCUCCAGAGGACGUCACGCAUGAAGGAUGAGUUUUUCGACUUCGUUGAUCAGGCGCGAUUUCGGAGUGUACGGGAGCUUACCCUUUUCGUUAUGACGCAUCCAACUUUUGUCGGAGGUGAUUCCCUGGAAAAGGUGCUCGAAGUCUUUUGGGCGGGUACCCUGGGCUUUGCUCGCCGCCUCUCGUCGUCCUCGUCUGGGCCCAAUGAACUAACUACGGGAUCAGGAGGGAUUGCAGUUGCAAGAGAAAUGACGGAAAACUUCGACGGAAGUGCGCGGCUUUUUGCGCUUCACGUGGAAGUUGCAGUCGCGCUACGACGGCUCCACACAGACCGCGCGGUGCUUAUGCUGGCGGAACUGCUCGACAAGACCAGACGCGUCGAGAGAAAGCUAGUCUACCUCUGCCUACUGUCUCCGCCGCGGAGUUCCACAAGCUUCGGUGUGGCCGCGCAGAGCACGAUCGAGCACACAUCGCUCCCGUCCGAAUACAAGGAAGCCUCCGGUGGGGGCGUCGACGCAACCGCUCCGGGUGCAACUGCCGGCACGCGCCACGGAAGUGGAGUGUUCGAAGAUCUGAAUAGCCAGGUUUGCCAGGGUGUGGCGAACAUGCUCGAAAGCCUUUUGCGAGACGCUCAAAAAAAUCUUGAGGCACUCCAGCAUACGAAGGAGGCCCAGCAUUGUCGAUAUGCUCCAUCGACUGACAGCACUUCUAUUUCAAUUGCGACGCCUUACCCUGUUAUUUCCGCACAACAUCGCCAAAAUCUGUCGUGGGUUUCGACAGCGCCCUCGUCGCCUGCGGCAGUGCACCACGAGCAGCAGCGGACGCCCAAAUACACGACACGACAAGACGAGGAAGAAGCACCGCCACUGUUGCUCGACCAAACAUAUCCCGGGAAGAUCGCACACGCUUGGAAGUCGUUAGUUGACGAUGAGUUUGGAGAUGAGUGUCCCCGUCUGGAACAUCAAGAGCAACCGGAGCAGGCACAAGCGUACCAGCGGGAGUGUGAGCUUGAGAAAGAUAUUCGCAUGCUGACGCAUGCGGUGGGACAGUUGUUGCGUGUUGCUCUUAGUCUGGUACUCGAGUUCGGGAGGUAUCGAGCGGAGACGGCGCAGUUGCUUCUGUACACGUUGAUCAGCACGCUUCGAGACAGUGGGUUGCCGGAAGUAGCUGUGCCCUACCUCGUUCACAUGGCUCGAGCCUACUGCAUCCCGCUGACGUCAUCGCUAAAGAAAACCUUCUGGGAAAAAAUCUCCGACGCCUUGAAUCAGAGUGACAUUGGUCGUUCCCACCUCUCCGUCUUGGAACGCGACGCGAUCAUCUUCGCUGCGGCGCAGGGCGCAGAACAAGCUGGGGAACAAGGUCCUCCCCGCGCACCGCUACAAGUUGUUCCUCCGGCUCCUGAGGGAGUCCUUUAUUUUCAGCAGCGUGGAGGUGGACCACGGGAGGGUGGAGGACCCGUGAGGCUCUUACCACGUCCUCGGCGCCAGGACGAAGUGGAUCGCGCUGCGGGGUUGGCCC
This is a messenger RNA of Amoebophrya sp. A25, 1977 nucleotides long. The record is from the annotation of a GenBank genome assembly. Lineage: Eukaryota; Dinophyceae; Syndiniales; Amoebophryaceae.